Molecule: messenger RNA, 3345 nt
Organism: Prosopis cineraria
Lineage: Eukaryota; Viridiplantae; Streptophyta; Magnoliopsida; Fabales; Fabaceae
Product: adenosylhomocysteinase-like
Exons: 3
Coding region: 2359-3144 (261 amino acids)
Biological process (GO): L-methionine cycle
Cellular component (GO): cytosol
Molecular function (GO): adenosylhomocysteinase activity
Source: RefSeq, a predicted model, not a curated record
GAGUCACUUCUUCAUCACAUUACAUUUUCUCUUAUGCGAUCCAAAAUGGUGCCACUAAUUUGUGUCACCUAAAUUAUAUUUGUGAUUAUAUAUUCUUGUGAGCUGAGCACUUUCAUUUAUGGAUGUACCCCAGUUUUAGGCGGAGGCAUGCCUCCAAUUAAAUAAUACAUAGCUAUAUUAAUUUUCUUUCAUACAAAAAAUAUGUUGGCGAUCGCGUACAUAUAUAGGUGUUACGAGAUAACUAAAGAAGUGAAUCUAAACCCUUGUCUUUGACUGAAGAAAUUUGUAAUUUAGUUUCAUAUUUGUCCCUUAUUGCUGCUUCAUCUUUUGACAGUUAUAAUUAAUAUAUGGUGGAUUGUCCCAACUGUAAACUUUAUUUCUAAUAAUAUGUGGAUACUUUAUACCCCUUAAAAAUAGUAAGGGACAACAUCAACCAACCGAUCGAGGUUCAGAAGAUUUUAAAUAUUCCUUUAUUUAAUCAUAUAUAUUCUUAAAGAAGCUAAGGCUACAUUAUUUUAAACACAUCAGCCCACCAUUCAACAUGUAGCUUGCUAAAUUCAUGACCAAUUCAACAAUAUUUUAUUUUUUGCUUCAAUUUGUCAAUAUCAUCAUUCUCCAUGGCAACCGCACACACCACCUAGACACGAUAAAGACUAUACCAUAGUAUGCUUUUGAUAUGAAGAGAGGAAGACAGAUGAGUAAGAAGUUGAAGAUUAAACACAAACAGGAACAAAAUUAAACCAAUGCAAGAAUCUGAUCAACAAAAUUAAACAAAAUGUGAUCGAUAAAAAAUAAAAUGAAAAACAAACGUAUAUGUCCCGUGUGGGUUACAGCUUUUAAUAUGUGUUUCUCUAAUGUCUAUUAUAAUGUCCCAACUAUUGCCAAACAUUAAUCCUCUCUGAUCCUCUCUCCUGUUUUGAGGAAUACAUGAGAAUGACAUUUCUAAUAAAAUUUCAUAAUUAACGUAUGACUUGAAAUGAGAUUUAUUUUUCAACCUCUAAUUCUUUUCUUCAUCAACUUGUCAAUAUUUGAUGUUGAUGGAUAACUGACUUUUUUCACAUCUUUCGAGGCAAGCCAAUUUAAAUCAACCUAGAAAACAUAUGCAAAAAUUCAAUCCCCAUUAUCAGACAUAAUUAAUGAGGUAGUCCUGAAUUGAUUUUUUGCUUUCCUCGUAAAGCAUAUCUUCCUCGGAUCGAUCUGGUAGAAAUUAUUAAUUGAAUCCUUAAUUACUUUGAACAAACUUAUCCUUUUAUAAAAAUUACUUUUUUUUCUUAAAGAAAAUCAUUUUCUGGAAACUUAAGAAUCAUUAAGGUUUACUUGUUAGAAAAUGAAUGGAUUGAAAAAAUAAAAAUAAAUAUAAGAUAAUCAAAAUAUAGAGGGGAUACGUGAACUAUAUAUUUAUAAAGGAGGAAGGUAACUUAGUUCAUGUGGGGUUGAGGGCUAUGAUUCAUGAGAUUUUUUGAGAGUAUGAUGAUUCUCACAUCUAUAUUAUAUAGUAUUAAAUUUUAUCUAAAAGGGGAGAGUGAUUUAGUUAGUUUUAAUUUUUAUUUUUUCAAUCUAUUUCAAUUCCAUACUUUCUAACAACCAAACAAGCUUAAUUUGUUUCCCUCUUUCUGCUUUGCUCUUCGAGGACUCAAUCUCUUGUCAGAACUACUUGCAGCAACAUGCUCCAGAUCAUGAUUGUCAGGGGAUUGGCUAAUGAGCGUUUAUGCCUUUUGCCCUUAUGGCUCUUUCCGGCGUCACAAGUCACAACAACAUGAACGUUUCGAGGGGGUUCUCUCUCUCCCAGCCUACCCGUGAAGGGAUCCACCGUCUCAAGUUGGCAAUAUCCUCUGCUAAUUUCUCGAUACCCUCCGAGUUGAACGAUCUGUCAAGAGCAGUCAAAGGCAAAACAAUCUCCAUCAUUCUCCCCAUAAAUACUCGAACCACUGUUGCAUUCCAAAUACUUAGGAAUCUCAGUGCCAAUGUGAGCUUCUGUCCCGCCGUCGGAGCUUCAAUGGACGUCGGAUUCGACGUCGACGUCGGCCCAGUGGGAGUGAGAGUAGGUAUGGCGAGGGACGAGAUUCCCAUCUUCGCUGAAAUUAACAAGACUUACGAGCAACACUUACGCUUUAUAGUGGAAGUGAUGAAAUUUCAGGGUCCUGGAGGUGGGCCAGCGAUGAUUAUUGGUGAAACUCAAGAUGCUGAGCUUUUAAUCCGUGAGGGUCUUAAAGCGGAAGACAUGUAUGACAAGACAAGAACCUUACCAGACCCUUCCUCAGCUGACAAUGUCAAGUCCGGGAUUGUUCUGAGCAUAAUAAAGGAUGUUUUGCAGACCGAUCCUAAAUUUUUCAGCAGGAUAAGUGACAGUCACCCUGAAUGAUUGCGGCAGAUUCCGAUUCAUUUUUCCUGUCGGCAGUGUUAGCCAGCAAGGAGUCGUCCUCAGGUGGUCACAAUGACCUGACCACUACUGUCACAGACCCCGAGGUCCCUACGUUGAACAGUUAUCGCUACGCUUUUCCUCAUGUACUUUUUGAAGCCGUCAAUGGGGUCGUUGCUGGGAAGAAAUUUAUGGUGUGGGCCUAUGGAGAUGGCGGCAAAAGGUGCACUCAUGCGCUGAUGCAAGCAGGAGCUGACGUGGCAGUAUAUGAGGAUGGCCACGUUCACUGGAGACCGGAGGGACCUGUCCUGAAGCUUGAGGAGGCCUUGCCUAAGAUCGACGUCUUUAUUUAUACCGCUCGUGAUGACAAGGAUAAUAAGAUCAUGUUUGACCAUGUGAGAAACAUGAAAAAGCUUGUUGUUCUUGUCAACAUAGAGGGCUCAGAUAAAGGGUUUGACAUGGAAGGAGUUUUGAGUUGUCCUGGCGUAGUGGGCCGCGAAACCAUGACGAGUGGGAUUGACAUACUUGACUUCCCUCGUAAUGAAAGAAGAGUAAUCGUGGUAGGUCAGGGAAAUCCCAUGAAAAUGGCUUGGGUACCCCAACACUCUAUUUUUGAUUCCCUUUUUGAUGCUGAGGCUUUCCUUUCUUUUGCGGGCUUCACAGCCGGGUCGACCCGAGAACAGGCAGCUGUUAGUUCAACUGGUGGAGUCGACACAACCCUUGCUCCAGCGGCUGAUAAUGAUGAUGAGAGGGAAUGGCUCUUGGUUCCUUGGCUGAUAAUAUAGCGUUAAUAUGGCAGCUUUAUUUGCUGGUCGCUGGGUUUUUCUUUUGGUUUUUGGAAUAAUGUCAAUAGUAAAUAGAUGAAAUGGGUCGGGCUAUCUGGUAUAGAGUUCAACUUUAAUUUUUGUCAUCGAUCUUUAAUCUUCUUUAUUAUUUUGUGUUAAAAGGGGAUCGGAGAAGAAUUUAAUUUGAUUAUGUUGGCUUAA